GAAAGGUGGAGCUAGUUCCCCAGGUGGGAAGUCCGCAGCUAGUCGGCGGUCACCAACUGAUGGUGCCGCAGGAGUUGGUGGAAACAAGAGCCCGCCUCCCUAUCAGAUUCAUACGUGCAUGAACGCCUACGGUUUGUACCUACACAAUCGCGAAUUGCUAGGGCCUCGCGUGGACUCCCUCAAGAGUCGUGCGGUUGCAAAAACCACGCC
Molecule: messenger RNA, 210 nt
Organism: Amoebophrya sp. A25
Lineage: Eukaryota; Dinophyceae; Syndiniales; Amoebophryaceae
Source: the annotation of a GenBank genome assembly